Messenger RNA from Clavispora lusitaniae ATCC 42720, 363 nucleotides. RefSeq lists its product as uncharacterized. The record is from RefSeq and is a predicted model, not a curated record. Lineage: Eukaryota; Fungi; Ascomycota; Pichiomycetes; Serinales; Metschnikowiaceae.
AUGAGCGAUGAUGAUCCUCUCCCUUUGUUAACACCAUCUGAGGAUUUCAACUACCUUGAUUCUGAAGCCACAGAUAAUUUAUUCUCCUGCUCCACACUUUACGCCUAUGUUUUUGUGGGCAUUACGUGGUUACUUUGUUUUGUAUCCUUCACAGCCUUGUUUCUGUGGUGGAAAUAUAUCUUCGAGCCGCUUUCUUGGAACCCAGCAACUAAAGGUCUCUAUAAGUACCUUGUUUCGACAUGUAUGCUGUUCGAAAAGCAUGUGAUUACGUUUUGGUGUAUUUACAUUGGUGCCUGGUGGUGGGCAUAUGUUAGGUGGUGUGGAUGGAAAUUGUUCCGCCACUCCAAAGGUAUUCAGACGUGA